GUCCGCUAUCACGAGAUCCACCAGCAUCAGAAACCGGAAGGGAAUGGCUAACUAAAAAACGAUGAUGCGAGUACAAUAAAAGGGACGAUAUUGAAACUAGUGGUGUGCCAAAUCACAGAUUAUAGUUUUUUUUCCUUGUGAAUACGUGUUUUACUCAAUUCCGUAUGUUCCCGACAUGGCAAAAACUCCGUGGAUUAUUAUUUUAUCAGUCAUUCUCCGGUCAUCUCAGGUGAUCUGUCAAGAGGCGAUCUUGCACAUCUCAAAUGGAGACACAGAUAAAGAAUACUGCCUGGUCUACAACUCCCUAUGGACCAACCUGUCACUCUCACUCAGCGCUGCUACUGCGUAUCCCCUGGUGAACUUGUCGUCCAGGCUACUGUGUAGCUCUGCAGGGGUGAGCCCAGCCAUAGUGACAGGCAAGGCGGUGGUGGUCAUGAGAGGGGGGUGUAACUUCAGCCAGAAGGCUGAGAUAGCCCAAGACCUGGGGGCUGCCGCUCUGAUCGUUGCCAGCACUAAACCUAUGAGUCCCCCGGGAGCCAAUGUGACAGAGUAUGAGAAGGUCCAGAUUCCGCUGGCUCUGAUGAGAUACAUGGACUUCCUGGAUGCACAGAAUGUGUUUGGUGAGGAGAUGCAGGUUAGGCUGUAUGCCCCGGCGGUGCCUGUGUUUGAUGCCAGCAUUGUGGUCAUGCUUCUCAUAGGAGUGGUGACUGUUGCUCUGGGAGGCUACUGGAGCGGAGCCUGUGAGAGAGAGAGGCUGAGUGCGUCUCGAGAAGGAGGAGGAGGAGGAGGGGAGAAGAGUGACAGUGGGGACUUGGCUCUGUACUCUCCCCUAAAGGUGGUCAUUUUUGUAGGUCUGAUGUGUCUGAUGCUGGUACUCAUGUACUUCUUCUACAAGUACCUGGUGUAUGCAAUCAUCGCCAUAUUCUGCUUAGCGUCAGCCACUGCCCUCUUCAGCUGUCUGGACGCCCUGUUGGACCUGGCCAAGUGUAGCCCCAUGAGUGUGACGGUCCUGGGUGGGAGUGUAUCUGUGAGGUCGGUGCUGCUGUCUGCUGUGUGUGUCACUGUAGCCGUGGUCUGGGGAGUCUACAGGAACGAGGACAGGUGGAUCUGGAUCCUGCAGGACCUCCUGGGUGUGGCCUUCUGUCUCAACUUCCUGAAGACCAUCUCACUGUCCAACUUCAAGAUCUGUGUGAUCCUGUUGAGUCUGCUGCUGUUGUAUGAUGUGUUCUUUGUCUUCAUCACUCCUCUGUUCAUGCCGAAUGGAGAGAGCAUCAUGGUCCAAGUGGCCCUGGGUCCAGAUGCAGCAGGAGAGAAGGGUAACACAGUGGAGGUGGCAGCCGAACCCUCGACUCCAUAUGAGAAACUCCCGGUAGUGAUGCGUGUUCCACGGUUCUCUGCGUGGACACAGAACCUUUGUGGCAUGCAGUUCUCCAUCCUGGGCUAUGGGGACAUCAUCGUACCAGGUCUUCUUGUGGCCUAUUGCAGCAGGUUUGAUGUGUGGGUCAACAGCUCCAAGAAGAUCUACCUUUUCUGCUGCUGCAUAGCCUAUCUGUGUGGUAUGGUUUUGACGUUUGCGGUGAUGUUGGUGACUAAGAUGGGGCAGCCAGCCCUGCUCUACCUGGUUCCAUUCACCCUGCUAGGAUCUACACUGUUGGCCUGGAGGAGAGGGGAGAUGAGGCAGUUCUGGAACGGGACCACAUACGAGGUGUUGGACUCCACCAGGGAACCCUUACUGCCAGGUGUGCUUUCACCCCCUGACCUCUAACCCCUGAGGCCAAUGGAACACCUGACUCUGGCAGCGGAGGAAGAAAGUGCUGACUACAGCUGAUCUAUGAGCCAACUAACAAACCAAUCGCAGGGGCUCUUUUCUACUCUACUCUUCAAAUCAAGCAUCUAGUUUAUCAUCCAUGGGAUGCAAGGGAAAUACUAUAGCUAGUCUAUCAAUCAAUAAGGAUUUAUACUGGGGAGGGGUAAGGGGUUAGGGGUAUGGGUUGUACAGUGUGGGUCUCUGUUGAUUGGACAGUGAGACAGUUUAAUUUGAGAGGCUUACUAGUGGCUAAGAAUGCAGUGGCUAUAAUAUUAAAAUGAUGCCUAAACUGUGUUGCCUUGGUAAACGAUGCAAGUGAUUUAUUGAGAAAGUACUUUAAUACUCAUGUUGGCAGGUAUUGGGGGAUUUUAACUUUAAAGUUAGACUGUAGGUGAAGAUAGAUUUUUUUGUUUUCUUCGAUAACAGCUGUUCUGGGGUUUUCUGUAUAACUUGUUUGUUUUAUUGAGAAACAUAAUCUUUGAUUGCUUUUGUUGCCUUAAAUUAGUCCAAUCUGA
Molecule: messenger RNA, 2322 nt
Organism: Oncorhynchus nerka (sockeye salmon)
Lineage: Eukaryota; Metazoa; Chordata; Actinopteri; Salmoniformes; Salmonidae
Gene: sppl2a
Exons: 17
Coding region: 176-1765 (529 amino acids)
Biological process (GO): membrane protein proteolysis
Cellular component (GO): Golgi-associated vesicle membrane; lysosomal membrane; lumenal side of endoplasmic reticulum membrane
Molecular function (GO): aspartic endopeptidase activity, intramembrane cleaving
Source: RefSeq, a predicted model, not a curated record